GAAAAUUCUGUAUUUUCCUUGUUAAAUAUUCAUAAUUCUUUGUGGUUACUUUGUUCAUCUUAUCAUUUCUGACUAAAAUAACGAUACAUGCUUACUAAUCGUAGUAUUAUUCUCUGACAAGGUUGGAAAACAGAACAGUAAAAUAGUAAUAAAGGUAACUAGAAUAACAUCAGUAAAUACGAGCAGAACGUUCGUGAAAUCCAAGCGAUUUGUUACGGACAAUUCAUUGUCGGGCUUUGUGUUCGCAUAUGACUUACUUAUGGUAGCUCUCCAUUCAAUGAACACCUUAUUCUCGUUCUUCUUUACCAAUUUAAAAAACACUAAUUGAACUUUACGGAAAACAAACCUAUUUUAGGUUUCACGUGUGUAACAAUCUCACGAAUAGCACGUAACUUAGUAUUGUAAGUACCUAAUAGUUAUAUUAAAUACAUACGUAUCUAGCAAGUACAUAAAAUGUACCUCAUGACUGGCUUGCUAUAAAAUGCACGUGUUCAGGCGCAUGGUUUGCUGAGCAGCAUGAAAAUAGAACAUUAGAACGACUUGCAUCGUGCAUCUUAUGUAAUUAACUUCGUUUCAUUUGCUUGUAAAACAAUAGUCUUGCUUCAAAUUACCCGCUGGCCAGCCUGAUUAGUUGCGUGCAAACGUCGUAGUCCAUUAUCAGUGCUAUGAGUAAUCAAACGGUAGCGUUAUUACUUGUCUCGGGGGUACGGUUAAUAAUUUUAUGAUGUGGAGAAAAAAUCGCGUCGCGAAUACUCGGGCGGGCGCCACCUCAUGGCGCCAACGUCGCGCCGGCGUCGCCGCUGACCGCUUGCUUCCUCGAACUGUGCUAUCACUGGCCGACAUUAUACAAUAAGUAACAAAUUCGACAAACUUCACCACAUUAAACUGUCUCAUUAACACACUCACUAGCAGAGAAAUUCACAUUAAAUGACGUCCUUGUUUAUCGACCAUCAUACUUUUAUUUGUUCAUUCAUUUUGCAAGUCGUAAAAGUUGUGCUUUAGCAUAUCAAAAUGCUGUUAUUAAAUAAAUACCUUGCCAGCUUAGUGAUUGUUAUUAUUUUAAUUAGCGCUAUAAUUUGUUUCUCUCAUAUUUAUGCAAAUUGUUACUUUCAAGGAAUGCGCUUAUAACCUAAAUUAUUUCACGUAGCAACCGGAGUUACUUCAUACUAAUGUGAAUGAAUUUUCAUUUUACAUUAAAAUACAAAAUUCGCUUGCUUCGGAUUCUGUGCGGGCAUGGUGGGUACGUGAGACCUACAUUUCAGAUGAAAUAAAUACAUACUAUCUUCUACUUAUAUGAAUGGCCCAAUGAGAUAUGCUCUGGUUACAACUGAUUACUAACUUUCUUCCUUACCCUCAAAUCUGCCUUUUAAAAAUUUAGCUAAAGCAUACCGGUGAUCUUAUAAUGAAGUUGAGGUUAAAUAAUGUCCUUCGCGUUACAAAGCUUGCCUUGCCGCCUUGCUAAGGCAAAAACCCAAAAUAAUACAUUUCGUUAAGUAUGACACACGGUUUCGUCCUUGCCCUCCUUUCUGAAUCGACAUUAAAAAUGUGUUUUGUAACUUUUCCUGAUACGUAAAAUAUACCAAUAUUUUCAUUUAAGCGCAUACAGUGACAAUGUCAGUGCAUAAAUAAAUAUCAAUUUUCAUUUCAAUUAUAAAACAUAUUGUCCAACUAGGAAGUAGCGGUUUCAAAAUUGGAAUGCCACGUAAAUGUGCGCUAGACAUGCAAACAACAGCACACAAAUAAUACAAGAAAUGUGCGUAUGUUCAUCGCAACGAGUAAUCUGGCCUAGCGUAGUUCAUAACAAACUUAAAAAGCUAUAGGUAGAAAUGUGUGAAGACAAAGACGUAGCAGUAAAACGUAAAAACGUUUCGAAGUAGUCCUCAAAAAAAGACACGAUAGAAUAAUAUAAAAACCCAACAAAAUUAAUUUGCAUAUUGUUAAAUUACACUUCCGUUUAUAUAACGCCUUGUUAUAAACCUCAGUUGACGUUCUACGGAUUUUUCCAGUACUCGUCUUCCGUUUUUGUCAAUUCUAAUUCAUAGUAGCAAGUACUGCCAUCAUUAGAUAAAUGCAGCGUCCUACUCGUGAACAAGGCCUUUGUCUAUGUAUUGUUUGGUGCUGCAGCCUGAUCAUAACAAGAAUAAAUAAUACUUUUUUCCUGUAGCCGUUAUUGGACUUCCCCAAAUCGAACGGAAAGCAAUUCUUCGAAAUUGAUGCGAGAGUUUGUUUGCUAUCAGCAUCUGAGAGGUCAUUCAUGCCAUGCCGGCUAACUUAUGCCUUUAAUAUUCUUAAAUCAAACUGACUCUUGGAAUUGGUAUACUUAUUAUCGGAACAUUUUCUUGAUCUCUUAUUAUAGUAUUAAUUGGACUUCGGUGCUUAAUUUACCUUUCAAAAUAUUUUCUGGUAUCUACCAGCUCUAUGUAGUAACCAAUUAAUGAUUUGCAUACACUCUGGUUACAAUGAGACCAAAAAUAAAUCUCGCUAACCCUAAAUGAUAAACUAGUGAUUGGCCAAUUUUGUUAAAAAUAUAAUUUUAACCCAAGUUUAAAUUGACCUAGGAUUUUUGAGGUACAAUCAUUUAUAAGGAAUGCUUAAUUGUCAUCCACGUUUAACUAUAAAGGGUUCAUUAAGCGUCGUAUGGGUAAUUAAUACUUGAUUUGCCCGUCCCAGAUACGGGUGGCGCAUCGCAAGCUGCGCUGGCGCCGAGCCUAACUGUCCACUGGCAUUUGCGCAUGACAGUGUUACAUGUGUAUACUUGUAGCCACUAUCUAUGCGCAUUUACUUUAUUUAUCUAGCAACUAUUAAUUACCUUAUUGCUUUCUUAAUGACUAGAAGACACAUAGAAUUAGAAAAAGCCUAGAAUCUUAUUACACUUCUUGUAAUAUAAUUCUGUUGGCGUUUUCAAUAAUGUACCAGAAUAGCAAUCGUUGUAUAUCGUGACUAAAAUCUAGGAAAACAAUACUGAAUGUAAUUACCGAAGAAGGUCUGUUGGCUCUCUGUGAAUAUUUCAAACAAGAAGUUGGGCUUGCAUAAAGCUUGCGGUAUUACAUCGGCCAAGCGACGGCAGAGUGAUGGACCGUCCUGACACGAAUAGGGCCAACACAAAGAAAAGUAACUGUACGCGACAGGAUGACCCCACAUCAGAUGGGGUGACUUACGACUCUCUGCUCUCGAUUGCCUACUUAACUUGCAACAAUGAAAUUCGAUUCCAUGUACAAUAUUGAAAACAGUUUAAGUUAUUAAUCACCGAGAAUCUAAAUUGUUGAUAAUGACUAUAAACGACGUCCGUGGUCGACGAAUGUUUUACUAAUUUUGGUACGUAUUCGUUACGUCACCGUAGCAAACCUACUUGGAUUCCAGUCCUUGCAUAUUUUAUGCAAAUAAAAUGAAGAUUGCAAGACAAGAAACAAUUGGCAUCAGUCUUGGUCUAGACUUUAAAAAGUUAUUCAAUGGAUGCAAACUUUGUUCGUGUAGUUACAAGGCUUUCAUCUGGUUUACGACAUAAACAUUUCAUCUUAGUAAACUAACUAAAAGCAUAACCACAGUAACGCAAAAUUAGUAACGAUUACCAAAUUUUGUUUGACUAGGUUGGUUAACGGUUAAAAUGGGUUAUCAAUACCGUUACAUAAUUCCUCCGAGGAGUGCAUCGGAUGAAAAUUGAUGUAUGAUCGAAGGUGAUGGUGCGGUGGUGUGGCGGGGCGCGCGGCGGGCGGCAGCAAUGCGCGUGCGACUCUCACCGCCUUAUCUCUCGCGACCUCCGCCGGACGCGCACGCUCGCCGCGCUACACAACCCGCUACCGCGCCGCGAUCGCGCUAUGCCGACUCUUCGACAACAAACUAAUGUGCACGCUAACUUGUACUUUUUUUAUUUUCGAAGUGUAGGACGUAACCCGGAAAUGCGCCAGUGAAUCAAAAACAUUUUUUACAUUGUGGCAGUUUAUUCGUUUUUUUUUUGGAAGACAAUAUUUAUAUUGUAAAAAGACAUUUACUAACGAACGUUGUACCGUAACGACGAUGGUGUCUGAAGGGGCUUUGCCCGUAGUAUGGUGUAUACGCGAUAAUCAACUUGUGCCCCAUCAAGUAUCCGGUGUUAAGUUACAGGGUGCGGUAACAGGAGCGCAUAUUGCCGCUGUUACGGACUUUUUGCGUAUGGUAGCAGGGACUCCCAUUGUUCUUCCACAUACGGCCGUUCCUGAAGAUGUCGACAAUGAUAUUAAUCAAGAAAAAGAAAACUCUACUCGGAGACGGAAAAUGUCUAUGCAAGUCGAAGUACCAUGUGUAUUUCUCACUGAAAGCGCACUGCAAAAAGCCAAGAGCCGCAGUAAUUCUAGAGAAGAAAAGGUAACAAUUGAAAGAUGUAAUAUACCCACAACCACAAUGAUCGACAGUCAAUCCUCUUUUCUAAGCUCUUCAGAUAUCUUAGAAAUGAAAGAAUUAGAAAAUUGUCAUCAAGACGUCAGAGAUAAUUUGAAAUCAAAUACGUCUGACUCAUCAAUAACAUGUACUGAAAACAAUUAUCCUCAGAGAAUAACAAGGAUCAUAGAGCUGGAUGACUUAAACCCUUGCUCCGUCAAUAUAGAAUCUGAAACGGAACAUCCACAAAGGAGAACUCGGAUCAUUGAAUUUCAAAAUGAUAAGGCACCUUCACCAAUCUGUUCUGAAGUAGAAAAUGAGACGUUACAACGAAUAACGAGAAUAAUAGAACUUAACGAAGAUAACUCCUUUUCUACCAUCACAAACAGUAUAGAUAACGAAAAAGAAUGCCCUCAAAGAUUAACUAGAAUAAUGGAAGUUGAAAAGGAAACCAACUUCCCAAGUAUGACAAAAAUUAUUGAAAUGGAGAAUGACAUAUCAAAUGAACGACGAAUUUCCUUGACAAAUGAACGUGAAACCGGAGGCGGAAUUAUUGAAAACUCUAGCGAGGAAGUGACUGUUAGGUCUAAGUUUGUGCAUCGAAGUACCCCUAGGUUUAGUCUCGACUCUUCAUGCUCCGAAAACUCUUAUGUCAAUAUUGAGUGUAUAAAGAGUUUGCAGGAUGUUAGGAAAGAAGAAAGCACUGAAAGCUGUGCAACCCUAGAUACUGCCCCCACUGGCAAAUCUAUCCGUUCUCGAUUCCCGAGAAAAAAAACGUCCGUAUGUUCGAUAGGCUCCUCGGACUGCGACGAUGAGGUAGAUGUUAUUUUCAAAUCCAAGCCUAAAUCUAGUCAAUGGGUCAGUUUGGAUUGGAUACCACCGCCUCCCAAAGAAGAGCCAGUGAUUAUGCAAGUCUGUGAUAAAAAUGAUUUCAUUUCAAAAUGGAUAGCUGAACAAAACUCGCAAGAGUCUAUAAUUAUUGCUGACGAAAGGCGAAAAAGCCUUCCACCGAAAUCGAAUGAAGUUUAUCUUCAAAACAUGAGAAGAUUUAGUGACAGUUUACAAAUAUGCAAAGAAGACGCCGCCAGCGAUUCUCCAGCUACAGUAAAAUGGAAGUGGCAUGAUAUUGUAAAACGGCACCUUCAACUACUAAAAAGCGAAAAAGGCUUCAGACGCCAAAAAGGCAGUUGGAUGCGAACUGCGAGGCGUUUAUCGGGAACGAACGUCAAUCACAAAGACUUCGAUUGUUUUCCUUUGGAUACAUACAUGAAACUUCAGACCAUGCCAUGGUACUUCCGCAAAAUAAAACGAAUCGAGGCGGAGAAGAAAUUGCUCCUCCCCGAGAACGAACAUGGCGCUUUCCUCAUCCGCGACUCCGAGAGCCGCCAUAAUGAUUUCUCGCUAUCAGUGCGAGACGGAGAUACGGUGAAGCAUUACCGCAUCAGACAGCUGGAUGAGGGCGGUUUCUUCAUCGCCCGGCGCACCACCUUCCGCACCCUGCAGGAGCUCGUGGAGCACUACAGCAAGGACGCAGACGGCCUCUGCGUGUCGCUCAACAAGCCUUGCGUGCAGAUCGAGAAACCUGUGACGGAGGGCUUGUCGCACCGAACGCGUGAUCAAUGGGAAAUCGACCGUUCAUCGCUCAAGUUCGUUAGAAAACUGGGGCACGGACAGUUCGGCGAAGUAUGGGAAGGUCUUUGGAACAACACGACGCCAGUGGCCGUGAAGACUCUCAAAUCCGGCACUAUGGACCCCAAAGACUUCCUGGCCGAAGCCCAGAUCAUGAAGAAACUCAGACACAACAAGCUGAUCCAGUUAUACGCUGUGUGCACUCUUGAAGAACCAAUCUACAUCAUCACUGAACUGAUGAAGAACGGCUCUCUACUGGACUACUUACAAGGCAAAGGCCGUGGGCUGAAGCUGCAGCAGCUGAUCGACAUGGCCGCUCAAAUCGCCGCCGGCAUGGCGUACCUCGAAUCACAGAACUACAUCCAUCGCGAUCUUGCCGCUAGGAACGUCCUCGUGGCCGACGCUAACAUUGUUAAAAUCGCUGACUUUGGCCUCGCUAGACUCAUCAAAGAAGACGAGUAUGAGGCCCGCGUGGGCGCCCGGUUCCCCAUCAAGUGGACCGCGCCCGAGGCAGCCAACUACAGUAAAUUCUCCAUAAAGUCCGACGUCUGGUCGUUCGGCAUUCUAUUGACUGAACUCGUCACUUACGGCCGAAUACCUUAUCCAGGUAUGACGAACGCUGAAGUUUUACAUCAAGUAGAGCACGGCUACCGCAUGCCGUGUCCACAGAACUGUCCCGCGGCACUGUACGAGAUCAUGCUCGAGUGCUGGCACAAGGACCCGCUGAAACGGCCCACGUUCGAAACCCUGCAGUGGAAGCUGGAGGACUUCUUCACUAUGGACAACUCCGAGUAUAAGGAGGCUUCCGCCUACUGAGCCAGGCCUUCCCUGCCGCCCCACCGACACGCACACUCGCAUCAUACUCCAGGCCUGUACCACAUGCCGCCGGAACUGCAGAUGCUGCACAACAGCACGUCCAUGCAGUACCUGCAGAUGCACCCUAUGGCGCAGACCAGCAUCGGACAGAUGCAGGCCGCCCACCAGGCGAGUAUACAGCUGCAAGCCGCGCACCAGGCGAGCUUGCAGGCGGCGCACCAAGCCAGCCUGCAAGCGGCGCACCAGGCCAGCCUGCAAGCCGCCCACCAGGCCAGCCUGCAGGCAGCCCACCAGGCCAGCCUGCAGGCGGCCCACCAGGCGGGCCUGCAGCUGUCGGCGCGGCCGCUGUGCCAGCACCACGCGGCGCGCCACGUGCCGCCGCCCGCCGCCUUCCGCGCGCCCUGAGCGCCCCGCCGCCCGCCACACACCCGCACCCGCACCCUGGAGCUGUGAGCGAGUCAUCAGCAGCGAUGUGCAGGACACACGCCUUACGUUACAUUCCCUUUGCAUCUGACGGAGCUCCGGUCCCGUCCAGAGAUCCUUCCACGUGACUUGUACUACAUACAAGUGACUACAUUUUACCCUCCUCGUAGAGAGGUCAUGAUUUUAUUUUUGCAAGAUGAAGCGAGUUCGAAAUACGAGACAAUGAAAUGGCGACGUGGACGUAAUUUUAUUACUCUUCGAUCAGUAAUAAGUUUAGUUAGACUGCCUACGAUUCUACAUAUUGUAUUUAGCCAUAGGUUAACUUUUACGAUUUUUCAAGUAUUUAAUAAGCCUUUUUGUAGGGUGUUCAAGUACGACUAAUCGAAAACGUUGAAGUAAGCUGUUAAGACUGUUUGCAGCGCCCUCUAAUUAAUUUUUCUGAUAUUGCAAUAAGUGUGACAUAUCAGCACUUCUAUAAUUUUUCACGGCGUAGGAAUCGGGCCCUCGACGUUACAUUGAACUGUUUAUUAGCGCCGCGUGGGUAGCUUGUUACGACAUUUAUCUUGCAAUCAAAUAAAAUGUGUUCUCUGCUUCGCUGAAUUAUUUAAUCGAUUUGUAAAUGUUAAGGAUACAUUUCAGGCACUUUAAAAUCCAACGUCGAACAAUAUUGUAUGUUCGAGGUAAGAGGCUAUAUCAUAUUACUAUAAUGACUACAAAAAUUGGUUUAAUUUGAUAAUGAAAUUGGAAUGCAUAAUAAUGGCGCUAGGGUGUAGGUAGUAGUUGUGUAGCGGGCUGUCGGCAGCGGACGACGAGAGGUGACACUGUGCAUGUGUGCGUAAAUAGGAGGAAAUUUAGGCUCGGCAGGGAUUUAAAUUAACUUGCGUUAAUUACGCAUUUUGUAAGGAUUUAUGUUCUGAAGAGGCGCAUUAACAGAUUAGGUAUUUUCACCUUCGUAUACCAUGUUUAGUAGAAUAACGAUGUUGGUGAUAGAUGCCAAAUAAUCCUAAUAAAGAACUGAAUUUUAUAUACAUAAUUAAUUGUUCUGAGGGUAUUUAGACGUUAGGGUUUAAUUUUAUUUAAGCUGUUCUAAUACAUAAUUAAUGGAACGCUAUUCUUAACUAUUUAUAUAAUUGUAACGAUGACAUUUCUUAUCUUGCGGGCUUUUAGUUCUCUCGUAAUCAUUUUAAUAUUCAUCAUGCUCAAGAAUUUUACUAUUAUUAUUUGAUUGUAUCAAAUUAUUCAUCCGAAACUGAUAUUUUAUUUGUGCCAAGACUUUUAGUUUAAGUAGAAGUUGAAAGUGGCUACCUUGUAAUCUAAAUUGUAUCAACACAAACUAAUUACGUAUUUAAUCAUUUACUUUAAAGCUAAGAUAUAAUUGGCCUAAGUAAAUAAGUAUUUUUGAAUGUGUAAGUUUUGUAUCCUAACUUAUUAGACUAACUUAGUAUAUAUUAGAUAUUUUCAAUUAUAACAGAAUGGCGUACGUAAAUAUUCUCAUUUGUUAAAACUGCACAUUUUAUUGAAAAUGUAAGUUUCUGUGCAAUAUUUAUUGUUUCAAUCCCGGUGCUUAGUGUUUUGUAUGCUACAAAAGAUAUAUGUAAACUUACAUCCUCAGAACAUUUAAACAAACUGUUGAUGUAAGCUUGAAACGUUAAUUGUAUAAUUUGAUAAUAAAUACUAAUACCAAUAACAGUACAACAAUGAAUUGUUGUCGUGUACAUUAAACUUUCCACAAUUUUUAACUUUGUAAAUAGUACCAAGUGUAGUAUUGGUUAUAAUGGUAAUGAGUGAUAUUAGAAUGUUGGUAUUAUGGUAUAACAGUGUGCUACAUACUCAAAGUCCACUGACUCGAUCAUUCCAGUUGGAUCAAGGCAAUAUACUAAAACAAUCGACAAAUAAACAAAUUAGGCAUUACAAAGUGAUAUCUUGGCAUCACAAUAAUAACAAAUACAACUGUAUCGCACAAAUAUACAUUCGUAAACUAUUUGUAAGCCUGAAAUAAUUGCAUUUGUACGUCACAAAUAUUGUACCGUCUGAAAAUGAGUGAGCGCUUUGGUUUGUGUGCUAUUGUGAAACUACCGUCACUUACUUGAUGGGAAAUAUUUUAUUUCCCGAGACCGAUUGUGACACUCGUUAUCAGAUAGUAUUCUCUCACUGCACUGUGGAUAGAGCACGAUUAUGUAGGAUCAAAAAGUUUGUAUUCUAUUUGGAUUUAUUGUAAAAAAACACAAACAGUGUUCACGAUCAACACUACGGAAAUCUGUCCGUCAAGUAUUAAUAUUAACAAAGUCGUACGAUCUUAUUUCACGUAAAUUAAUUAAUUAAUUCCAACGUUAUUGUUUACUCUCAUGUAUUAUUUUUAUAAUUUAUUUCAUUGUAAUACAUAAGUUUUAGCUGUACGAUAUGCUUAGGCUUUAUGCUUUAUUGGAAUGGCUACGUCCGCUAUGUCUAUCCAUUUAUGUAUGUACAUGUACGGCAAUAUUAUCAGUGUAUUCAAUAAUUUUAAUUAUUAGUUAGCCAAUUUUAAGUAUUUUCUUAAAAAUAUUUCGCCAUCACAAUUAUGAAGAGAUCAAUAGAACGAAUAGAGUUAAGCUAUGUGAAUGAUGUAUGUUAGAUAUAAAUAUUUAACUAGAAUUUAUUUAGUAACUGUUGCUGUGGUUUACAUUUAUACUUUGGUUUACGGUACUGUACAACUGUACCAAGUGUAAGUGUUUCGGCGAUUUAGGGUGAAGUCAUACAUUUCAAGUGCGACUGAUGAUAGUUGAUACUGUUUGACAUGUGAACUAAGGUCUUAUUACCUCCGAGUAUCAAUUAAAUCUAUUUUAGUUUAUUCUCGAGUACCAGUAUUGUUACACUGUCAUAACUAUGUAACUAGUGGUUGUUUUGUACAAAUUGACUGCUGUUAAAAUGUUAUCCCCUUUAGAUGUUUGAUAUCCAAACCUUUUAGAGAUCUUUUAUGGCAGUGUAAUCUGAAUACUGGUUUUAAGUACGGUUAUUAUAAUGAUUACUAUAUUUCACUUAUUUGUAAAGAUUUUUUUAACACAACAAUAAAUAUAAAUGUGAAAUAUC
This is a messenger RNA of Trichoplusia ni (cabbage looper), 10287 nucleotides long. RefSeq names its product tyrosine-protein kinase Src42A (gene Src42A). Gene Ontology annotation, biological process: protein phosphorylation; cell surface receptor protein tyrosine kinase signaling pathway; cell differentiation. Lineage: Eukaryota; Metazoa; Arthropoda; Insecta; Lepidoptera; Noctuidae. The record is from RefSeq and is a predicted model, not a curated record. Gene Ontology annotation, cellular component: extrinsic component of cytoplasmic side of plasma membrane. The transcript has 8 exons. Gene Ontology annotation, molecular function: non-membrane spanning protein tyrosine kinase activity; signaling receptor binding; ATP binding. The coding region runs from base 4015 to 6798 and encodes 927 amino acids.